AUGAGCCCACACCUCCCGUUUACCCGGGCGCAUCGCGCCCUGGGGCCUGGCCGCUUGACCUUGCUGGCUGCCACGUUGAUUGCCCUGCACGCCCAGGCAGACACCUUGCCGUCCUCCGGCACCUUGUUCGAUUCGAGCCGUUCGGUGCUGCGCCCCACCGAAAGCGGCCAGGCCGCCCGGCCCGGCAGCGUGCGUAUCGAAAGCCAGAACGAUGAGCCCCAGAGUGCGCCGAGCCCCUCCACCGUGAAGCUGGUGGUGCAGCGCUUUACCGUGCAGGGCAACCGGCAAGUCAGCGAUGCCGACGUGCAGGCGCAGUUGCUGGCGUACACCCAACAGACCCUCGGCCUUGAUGGCCUGCGGGAAGCCGCUUCAAGGGUCACCGCGUUGUACCGUGCCCGCGGUUACCUGGUGGCCCGGGCGUAUCUGCCGGCCCAGGACAUUCAAAAUGGCCAGGUGAUCAUCGGGAUUUCCGAAGGGGUGAUCGGCCAGGUCAGUGCGCUGCCGGAUGCCAACGUGCGCCUGCGUCCCGGCGUGCAGCAACAGUUUGUCGACGCCUUGCCCGCGGGCACCAUCAUUCGUGAACAGGACCUGGAGCGCGUGCUGCUGCGCCUCUCGGACAUCACCGGGGUGGCGGUGCGCGCGAUCCUGCGGCCAUCGCAGCAGCCGGGCGCGGCCGACAUCGUGCUCAAGCUCAGCGAGAUGACCGCCAUCACCGCCCGUGCCGCCAUCGAUAACUACGGCAACUACUACACCGGUUCCAAUCGGCUCACCUCCAGCGUCAGCCUCAACGACGCCUUCGGUGUGGGCGACAGUUUUACCGUCAACUCGCAGAACACCUUCGAGGGCCUGGACAUCAAGGGUGUCGGUUAUCAGCAGCCGCUGGGGGCCACCGGGAUCUCGGUGGGCGCCAACUAUGCCGAGCUGGAAUACGCCAUCGGUAAAAACCUCAAGGGCGUCAACGCGGGCGGCACCGCCGAAGUGUCGUCGGUGUUCAUCAACAGCUCGCUGCUGCGCUCGCGGGACAGCAACAUCAACUUCAACCUGAGUGAGGACCACCGGCGUUUCGAAGACAGCGCCGGCGGCCUUACCGUGGAGAAAGCCGCGGUGUUUCGCAGCGCCACCCUCUACGGCAACUGGCGCGAUGACUGGCAGGGCAGCAACGCCUGGAGCCUGUCCUACGGCAUUGGUUACCUGGAUAAAAACACCCCCAUCGACGCGUCGCUGGAUGCCCUGACCGCCCGGGCGGAAGGCCGUUACCAGAAGACCAACUUCAACUUCAGCCGCCUGCAAACCAUCGGCAACGGCUACUCGCUGUUUGGUUCGGUGACCGCCCAGUGGGCCAACAAGAACCUCGACUCUUCGGAAAAACUCAGCCUCGGCGGCCCCAACGGCGUUCGCGCCUACCCGGUAGGCGAAGUGGCCGGCGACGAAGGUGUGCUGGGCCGCCUUGAACUGCGCAAAUACCUCGGCAACUUUUCCGGGGCCAUCGCAGAAGGCACCUUGUUCGCCGACGCCGGCAAAGUGCGGGUCAACAAGGACCCAUGGGACCGCAGCGAAAACCACCUGAGCCGCUACGGCUACGGCCUGGGG
Molecule: messenger RNA, 1590 nt
Organism: Mesorhabditis spiculigera
Lineage: Eukaryota; Metazoa; Nematoda; Chromadorea; Rhabditida; Rhabditidae
Source: the annotation of a GenBank genome assembly